UUUUUUCCCUAUUUCUCCUUUCCUUCUCGGUUUUUUUUUGUUAAGAAAAAAGAAAGAAAAAGGAAAAGAAAUUGGGCCAAUCUGAACUUGACAAAUUUAAUAAUAAAAAAGAAAACACUCAAUUUGCCUUUCUUUAAUUAUUUUAUGAAUUCCAUUUUUUAUUAUGCAGUCAUCUUAUCAACAGUCAUCUGCAAUUCCUAAUGGUCCUUCAAGUUCUUCUAAUAAUACGCGUAAUUCAAAAUUAGAUCAAAUUAUACAAAACUUCUAUACAAAGACUGCGCAGAUAAUUAUUCAAUCUCGAUGUACUACUAAUGAAGCACGAUAUGGGAAAAAAGCCAGUUACAAAGGGUCUUCAAGUAAAAAACUAAAUAAAUGGUUUAAUGUAGCGACUGAAGAUGUAGAAAUAUUACGAGAAGAUUUAAAGUACUGGAGAAAUAUGGCUGUACAAACUACAGCAUAUAAAGAACCUCCGCCCAUGAUUAUUGAUAUCUAUUUAAAUACCUCAAAACUAUCUUUCAAUCCAUCUUUGGUAGUUGCUGAUGAUAAUUUGAGAUGGGGCUAUGUCGAGCUUAAAUCACAAAUUACAGAUACCCAUAUUGAUCGUAUUCUCAUUGAAUCUUGGGAAUUAACUUUAAAUCAUCCAUUUCCAGAUUAUCCAGUCGAUUUACCCAAUUUAUACAAAAAAUGUAUAGUCUUCUUUCGCUCUUUACAUACUAUUACUCGACUAUUACCAGGCUAUGACCUCUAUCGUAAAUUAUAUAACGCAAAUGAUUCAUCAAAUCUUUUAUCAAUUGGUUAUCGUUUAUCAUCUUCAACCGCACAAAAGAAUAAUUCAGAAAUUCCAAUAGAAUCAAGUAUAUUAGAAAGUGAUGCUCGUAAGCCAACGAAACUAUAUGAGUUUUCCGAAAUUGUUACUCCUAUAGGUAUCUUUAAGCUUCAUGUAAACUAUCGUCGUAAUUGUGAUUUUAGAAUAGAAGAUACCGAAAGAGAUUUAAGUGCACAAUUUAUCGACAUGGAUGAGCAAUUCUUUACUCCAACUAUGCUAAAAUAUAAGCAAGAACAGCAACAAUUAUUACAGCAAAAGCAAAAACAGCAUAGUGAUUACUCAAUUAGGUCAACUACUAGUACUGGUACUGUUACAAGGCCUAGUUCAACAAAUAGUAAUAGUAGUAAAUCAACAACACCAAGGUCUUCUAUAGAUUAUAGACUAGAAAAUCCAUUAAAGCACCAUGCUACAACCGACCCAAGAGAAAUAAGACCCCCUUUAUCAAAAGGAGGAAAUACAUUUAUUGUUGGUAGUAGUGGAAGCAAUAGUAUUCGAAAUGAAUCCCCUUCAACAUCGAAUUCUACUAGUCGUCGUGCAUCUGCUGCAUUUAUUAUUUCACCUUUCAAGUCUCCAUUCUUGUCUUCUUCGCCUCAAGCAGAAUCUAUAUUCUCCAGUGGAGGAGGAUUAGCCAAAAUUCAACCAGAUAAUAAAUAUAGGGCAUCACCAUUAAUGCUUCAUAGCAAUAGUAGCACAAGUAGUACAGCAGCAGAUCAUCCUAACGUAAACACUAAUGCUACAGAUAGUAGUUCUUUUAGUCGUAAAAUUGAAUUUUCAUCCAGUUUUGAAAAAUACAAGUCAUCAAGUCCUACAAGAACAGUGGAUUCACCUUCAAAUGCAAGUAUAAUGAUGAUGAAAAGAUUGUCUCGUACCAGUGAUCAUACAAGUAGUUCGAUUUAUUUGAAAGAAUAUGAAAAUAAUGCAGAUGAUGACUUGGAAGAUUUCGUUCGUCUUGUUCGUUCAAACCAAGAACUUCGCAUGUUUAGUAGUAUGUCAGUAACAGCGAGUUCUACCUCUUCACCAAAAAGGCUAAAUCUUUUAUCCCAUUUUCAAAAUUUACGUGAAACACAUAAUUCCCUUUCAGACUCUCUUUCAUCAAGCAUAAUGCUUGGUACUGCAAAUCAACAAAAAAAUAGUGAAGAAGAGAAUACAGCCACAUCUCCUAUCUCUUCUACCUCUUCUACAGGUCGUUCUUAUCAACCUACUAUACCCUCUCCACUUCAUGCAGAACAGCGAUCUACUACACCCAUCCAUAUUCCUCGUAGCUUUCCUCAACUAAGAUCACUCUCUAGUACACAAAAUGCAUUAAGAUUAGCUCGUUUAAAUACGAAUGACGAUAAACAUAAUCAUGAUAUAAGUUAUAUAAUGGAUGAUGAAAACAAUAGACAUAAUGAUAUAUCUGCAUACUCAACAUAUCCUCAAGAUCAUUAUCGUCAGGAGUUAUAUUUGCUACGAAACAAUAAUUAUCCCGCCUUUUCUGAAUGCUAUCCAAAUCGUAUAGCUAAAAGACGAAACUCAGAGCAACCAGAGGAUAAGCUAUCAUCACACCAAGAUUUUAGUAAGAAACUAGAUGAUUACUAUGAUGAUGAUGAUGAUGAUGGUCCUCUUUAUCACUAUCGCUCUCAACAUAGUAACAUAAAUGAAAGUAGUCAUUUAAUGCAAGAUAAUCAUUCUUCUACAACGACAAUGAAUCAAAGUGAACGGCAACAAAAAGCUAAUAAUUCACUUAUGGAUGAUGACGAUUCACUUGUAUUUAAAAUGAGUGAAUUAGAAUGUUCUGAAAGCAAUCAUAGUGAUAUGCAGCAACAUCCCGGAAUAAUAGGAUCUACCUCUUCGCAACAGCCUACUGAUAUGUUGUAUAAUAAUAAUACUACAUUUCUUAAAAAUACUACUACUACUACUACUGCUGCUACUACUACUACUACUUACCCUUCUUUGCGUAUGCCAUCCUCGCCUCCAACAUUUGCGAAUAAUAACAGAGUGAAUGAACAAUAUCUUGAAUUGACACCUACACCUCUUUCGCCUCCUUUGCUUCAUCGAUUACAGACUAUUUCUAUACCAACAGAAGAAGAGAGAAAAGAAGAAAGAAAUAAUAAAGUAAAGAAUGUGAAACCAACCAGCUCGCUUCCCUUUGAUGGCUGGUAAUUUAUAUAACACACACACACACACACACACACACAUACAAACAUACAUACAUACAAACAUACAUGCAUGCAUCAC
Messenger RNA from Cokeromyces recurvatus, 3043 nucleotides. Its product is annotated as autophagy-related protein 13-domain-containing protein. The transcript is spliced from 6 exons. NCBI's taxonomy places the organism in Eukaryota, Fungi, Mucoromycota, Mucoromycetes, Mucorales, Mucoraceae. The record is from RefSeq and is a predicted model, not a curated record. Gene Ontology annotation, cellular component: extrinsic component of membrane; cytosol; Atg1/ULK1 kinase complex. The coding region runs from base 164 to 2968 and encodes 934 amino acids. Gene Ontology annotation, biological process: mitophagy; autophagosome assembly; piecemeal microautophagy of the nucleus.